Messenger RNA from Ornithorhynchus anatinus (platypus), 2374 nucleotides. RefSeq names its product decaprenyl diphosphate synthase subunit 2 (gene PDSS2). Gene Ontology annotation, cellular component: transferase complex; mitochondrion. The record is from RefSeq and is a predicted model, not a curated record. Bases 187 to 1338 code for a protein of 383 amino acids. Gene Ontology annotation, molecular function: prenyltransferase activity. NCBI's taxonomy places the organism in Eukaryota, Metazoa, Chordata, Mammalia, Monotremata, Ornithorhynchidae. The transcript is spliced from 9 exons. Gene Ontology annotation, biological process: isoprenoid biosynthetic process; ubiquinone biosynthetic process.
CCAAGAUGGCGGCCCCCAGAGCCGCCGCGGUGGGUCCGGGCCGCCGCUGAGGCGCCGCUGCUGGCGGCCUCCUCGCCGAGCUCGUCCGUCCGCCUCCUUCCCCCUCCGCCCCCCGGGCCCCGGCUCGGCGCGGGCUCGUCGGGGACCCCGUCUGGCCGGGCCGAAGCCCCCGGGACAACGGCGCCGAUGAGCCUGCGGCGGCUGCUGCGGCGGGCCGGUCCCGGGCCCGGCCCGCGCCGCCCUCCCCGGCGGGGCCUCUUCUCGGCGUCGCCCCCGCCCUGGAGCCAGGUGGUGUCGGAGGCGGAGAAGAUCGUGGGCUACCCCACCUCCUUCAUCAGCCUCCGCUGCCUGCUCAGCGACGAGCUCGGCAACAUCGCCCUGCAGGUGCGGAAGCUGGUGGGGACCCGCCACCCGCUGCUCAGCACGGCCAGAGGUUUGGUGCAAGACAGCCGGCACAAUCUGCAAAUGCGCGGCCUGGUGGUGCUCCUGGUUUCCAAGGCAGCCGGACCCAGUGGCCCUGCGACGCUGGCCCUUGAUCAUGGAAUGGUCAGUGGGAUCUAUCCCAGCCAGAGGAGCCUGGCGGAGAUCACUGAGCUCAUCCACACAGCUUUCCUCGUACACCGCGGGAUCGUCAACCUUGGUGAGUUGAAGACUUCCGACGGACCCCUGAAAGACAUGCAGUUUGGAAACAAAAUCGCGAUUCUGAGCGGGGACUUUCUUCUAGCAAAUGCCUGCACCAGUCUGGCCCAACUGCAGAACACAAAGGUUGUGGAACUCAUAUCAAGUGCUCUAAGUGACUUAGUCCAAGGGAUCUACCAUGAGAACUCCUCUUCCGCUGAGGAAAACUGGAUCACAGAUGACAUUGGAAUCUCAGCUUGGAAGAAGCAGACUUUCCUGUCCCACAGUGCCUUGCUGGCCAAGAGCUGCCAAGCUGCGAUGGAGUUAGCGAGGCAUGGUGCAACGGUCCAGGAGGUGGCGUUCCAGUAUGGAAAGCACAUGUCCCUGAGCCACAAGAUAAACUCAGAUCUCCAGCCCUUUGUUAAAGGGAAAUCCGAUGGCUCAUUAGCUUUCAGCUUAAAUUCUGCUCCUGCCAUCUUGCACCAGGAAUUCCUCGGAAGAGAAAUGUGGAUGAAGCAGAUAAGAGAGGCGCAAGUGAAAGGGAGCUUAGACUACUCCAAGUUGCGAGAAGCAAUCAAGGCUGGCAAAGGUGUGACUUCGGCUAUUGACCUGUGCCGUUACCAUGGAAACAAAGCUCUGGAAGCCCUGGAGCACUUUCCUCCCUCCGAGGCCAGAUCGGCUCUAGCGAACAUCGUAUUUGCUGUGACCACGUUUUUGUGAUGGUCCAGUAGGGAAAAAGAGAGAGAGAGUCUUCUGUUGAUGUGUCCUCGGUAACCUGCAGAAAGAGGGGGGCUCCCCUGGCCAAUGGAUGGAGGACCCAGUGUGGUGGGGAAAACGUGCUCCACUAACCACUUAACCUGUGGGAACAGAUGGGUCUCGGGGGAGAUGGUUCACCGAUAGCACUGUGACUGCCAGCUACCCAAACAGGUUCCUCCGUUAUUGCGUUGACCCCCACAUUGGCAGAAUACUGAAGGCUGAAAGUGGUGGAUUAAGAACCAACAGGUCGGUUCUAGGGUGACAUCCAUGUAAUGGGUUGGCAGAAGGAAAUUUGGGGGUUUGAGGUGGCAUGUGAAGGUCCACACAACCUUGUGAUAGGAGACAGAUUCCAGAGCCACACUGGCCUGAUCCACUGAGGCACUGCACAUGGCCUAGUGGUCAACCUCAAAAUGGAGGGAGAAGGGGGCGGGAAGGGAUAGAGGAGGAAGGGGGCAAUUAGUCAUUGUUCCUUUCCAGUUCUAGGCAGGAGGCGGUAACCUGUAUUCUCUUCCUUAUGAGUUCAGAAUGGGAACAUCUUUAUGAAGUCCCAUUUUUGUCCCUUAUUUUUCCGAGAAUGUUAUUGAGGUUUGAGUCCGAAGCACGGACAGUAGAAGCCCUAUUGACGGGCCCCUUCGCUCACAAUCCCCGUCUUCAAACCUGCAGGGGAAAAAUGCCUCUGCCAGUCCCGACUCGGCCUGGGGCCUCUCGUGGGCCACCCCGGGGGCCUCGAUCCCGCUGUUUUUAAGUGUCCAAGUUGGCGAGGCCAGGGCUGGCGGGCCUGGGUCCCCGGUCCCGCCAUGGAAGCCAGAGGCAGGGCCGCCCCAUUGUUGUCCGAGGAGGCAGGGUGGCAGCGCCCGCUGUUUGGGGCGAGGGGGGCAAAGCCCAUGCGUGGCGGUGGGCUGAGGGAGCAGGGUCGUCUGUCGAAUUGCAGGUGCGGGGGGAGGUGAAGUAGUGUGGCUGAGUGGAAAGACCCGGGUUUGGGAGUCAGGGGUCAUGAGUU